Alternaria hordeiaustralica is the source of this 1542-nucleotide messenger RNA. It is a transcript of the gene DBP8, whose product is annotated as putative RNA helicase. The record is from RefSeq and is a predicted model, not a curated record. The coding region runs from base 1 to 1542 and encodes 513 amino acids. Gene Ontology annotation, molecular function: nucleic acid binding; RNA helicase activity; ATP binding. NCBI's taxonomy places the organism in Eukaryota, Fungi, Ascomycota, Dothideomycetes, Pleosporales, Pleosporaceae. The transcript has 2 exons.
AUGGCGACUUCCGAUUACAGCGAGUCCGGCGCAUCAGACCAGGAGAUACUUGAGGCGCAAUCUGGAGCCAGAAAGAGAAGGAGACUGUCACCGACCGAGCCCGAGAGUUCAGCUUCCGAGGCUGAAGCUGAGAAGCCGCUGCCAGUAGCAGCACCAGCACCAGCACCAACGAUUUCGCGCAUCAAAGCGAAACAGCAAGACAAGUCGACGAAUACCGCCAGCUCCACACCAAAAGUGAACCCGAAGCUGGAUUUUGCGACGCUCAAUGUGGCACCAUGGCUUUGCACCUCUUUGGCCAGCAUGGGGAUCAAGCGCCCAACGGGCAUUCAGGCCUCAUGUAUCCCUGAGAUCCUCAAGGGAAAGGACUGUAUUGGUGGAUCGAGGACCGGUACAGGUAAAACUGUAGCGUUUUCUGUGCCAAUAAUGCAGAAAUGGGCGGAGGACCCCAGCGGCAUCUUCGCCGUUAUCGUCACGCCGACACGCGAGCUCGCAAUCCAGAUCUACGAACAAGUAAAAGCGAUCUCAGCGCCGCAAUCUAUGAAACCCAUUCUCAUCACCGGAGGAUCAGACCAGCGUUCCCAAGCCAUCGCUCUUGCUUCGCGUCCCCACGUCGUAAUCGCGACACCAGGCCGUCUAGCAGAGCACAUCCGCACCUCAGGCGAAGACACCAUCUGCGGCCUCCGCCGCGUCCGCUUCGUCGUCUUCGACGAAGCUGACCGUCUUCUCGCCCCAGGAAAAGGCUCCAUGCUCCCCGAUCUCGAGACCUGCCUCUCCGCUCUACCCCCCAAAGAAACGAGGCAAACUCUUUUAUUCACGGCGACCGUAACGCCAGAGGUUCUAGCGCUGAAAUCGCAACCGCGCGCACCUGGUCGUCUCCCCAUCUUCGUAUCGGAAGUCGAUACAGAGGAUCUAGCAAUUCCGCCCAAGCUACAGCAGAAGUACCUCCAAACGCCCGUCACGCAUAAAGAAUGCUACCUGCACGUCCUGUUGAACACGCCCGAGAACCUCAAAAAGAGCGUCAUCAUCUUCUGCAACCGAACCAAAACAGCCACGCUACUAGAAUACAUGCUGCGUCUCCUCGCCCACCGCGUAACAGCCCUGCACUCGGGCCUCAAGCAAAACGACCGCGUGAGCAACCUCGCUCGCUUCCGCGCGCAAGCCGCUAGAAUCCUAGUCGCUACCGACGUCGCAGCCCGCGGUCUGGAUAUCCCAGAGGUAGCUCUCGUUAUCAAUUUCGACGUUCCCCGUGACCCGGACGAUUACAUCCAUCGUGUUGGUCGUACGGCGCGUGCGGGCCGUGUGGGAACGAGUAUCACGUUGAUUGGGCAGAGGGAUGUGGAGUUGAUUCUGGCGAUCGAGGCGAGGGUGGGCAAGAAGAUGGAGGAGUUUGAGGAGGAGGGGGUUAGUGUUGAAGGGAGGGUGGUGAGGGAUGCGCUUAAGCCUGUGACGGAGAAGAAGAGGGAGGCGCUGUUGAGUAUUGAGGAGGGGAGGGAUGUAUUGGGUAAGCGCAAGGUGGGUAUGCAGAGGAAGCGGGCGGAAUAG